Molecule: messenger RNA, 1483 nt
Organism: Fukomys damarensis (Damara mole-rat)
Lineage: Eukaryota; Metazoa; Chordata; Mammalia; Rodentia; Bathyergidae
Gene: Pnoc
Product: prepronociceptin
Exons: 5
Coding region: 458-1423 (321 amino acids)
Biological process (GO): sensory perception; chemical synaptic transmission; neuropeptide signaling pathway
Cellular component (GO): axon terminus; neuronal cell body; plasma membrane
Molecular function (GO): opioid receptor binding
Source: RefSeq, a predicted model, not a curated record
CAGGACACCCAGAGCUACGCCACACAGAGGCACCUGUGGACACACAUCCUGCCCCGGCCCCCCAGCAGGUGCAGCCAGCCCAUCAGUGGCCUGGCCCUUGCCAUCCUGUGGGGCUGCGACACUGGGACGGGGCUCGGCUGGGCUCAGCCUGGGCUUCUGGAGCCGGUGGGAGCCUGGCAUGAGCAGCCCCUCCCUCCCGCCUGCUGCCCGCUCUCCCCUCCCCAGGCAAAAGGUUGCUCAAGGAGACUCCAGGAUUUGGGGUCCGCCUGGCCACGUCGCCAGGAGUCCUUUUUGCUGAGCAUCUCGCCAGAGUUCCCGGCAGAGCUCACAGAGCCUCGGGAAGCAACGGGAAGGAAGCUGAGGGAUCCUGGCUACACCGAGCCCAGGUGAAGCAGGCGUGAGCUGGACUGACGGGGAGGCUGGCGUGACACAGCACCUUGCUCCCUGCCCCUGCACCAUGAAAAUCCUGCUCUAUGACCUCCUGCUGCUCAGCCUCCUCUCCAGUGUCUCCGGCAGUUGUCCUAGGGACUGCCUCACCUGCCGGGAGAAGCUCCGCCCAGCUCCGGACAGCUUCAACCUGGAGCUGUGCAUCCUCCAGUGUGAGGAGAAGGUGUUCCCCAGCCCCCUCUGGACUCCGUGCACCAAGAUCUUGGCCAGGGGCUCCUGGCAGCUCCGGCCCGCUGACCCCGAACACGUGGUGGCUGCUCUUUACCAGCCAAGAGCCUCAGAGAUGCAGCAUCUGAAGCGAAUGCCCCGUGUCCAGAGCCCGUUCCAGGACCAGGAAGAGACAGAGCCAGGCACGGAGGACGCUGGGGAGGUGGAGCAGAAACAGCUGCAGAAGAGGUUUGGGGGCUUCACCGGAGCCCGGAAGUCGGCCCGGAAGUUGGCCAACCAGAAGCGGUUCAGUGAGUUUAUGAGGCACUACCUGGUCCUGAGCAUGCAGUCAAGCCAGCGCCGACGCACCCUGCACCAGAAUGCUCCUCAUCCAUCAAAGACAGCCGUAGCAUUACUGAUCUUCCUUCAAGGUUUAUCCAUCUAUACAUUGACCUUCGGUGCCACACUCCGUGGGGAGACAGCCCUCAGUGCUCUCUGCAGGUGUCCUGGUGAUCCCCAAAACAGCAUGUGUCCAGCCCCAGACCUGCCGGCUGGGAAUCAGGAUUCCUUCCGCUCCGAGACACUGAGAGCCUGCUGGCCCUGCGGGGUCAUCCGCUGGCACCUCCCGUCUGGUUGUCUCCCCUCCCCUGGCAUGAUCCCCCUCAACCCUGUUGCUACAUCAGAGUGUAUUUUUGUAAUUCCUCCAGCUAACAUUUUAAUGCCCCCAUCUUUCCUUCUCACCCACCUCUUCCAUCUUCUGGGGCUGGGUGAAAGGAAAAUGAAAUCAAGCCUGGGGUUUCGACUCAUCACUGCCAUACUUUGUUUGUAAAAGAGCUGUUCUCUUUGACUGGUUGUUGGAAACAACUCUUUCUCCAUUAAACUUCUACCG